Molecule: messenger RNA, 5964 nt
Organism: Centrocercus urophasianus (Greater sage-grouse)
Lineage: Eukaryota; Metazoa; Chordata; Aves; Galliformes; Phasianidae
Gene: CARS2
Product: cysteinyl-tRNA synthetase 2, mitochondrial
Exons: 13
Coding region: 2947-4389 (480 amino acids)
Biological process (GO): cysteinyl-tRNA aminoacylation
Cellular component (GO): cytoplasm
Molecular function (GO): cysteine-tRNA ligase activity; ATP binding
Source: RefSeq, a predicted model, not a curated record
CCUGGAAUUUCCUCUCGCGGCGUGCCCGCGGUCGCCCGAAGAUCUCCGGUUUCUGUUAGGAGGGGCGGGGAGGGUCUGGAAAAACUAACCCGGCUCUCGCAAAGCAAAACAAACGCUCGCCGUCUUAUUUUCUUAAACCGUCACCGGCAAUCCCCUAAUUGAGGGGACUGACUCAUGGCUUCUAAGCCCGGACCUGCUGGUGCGGUUGUGCGUUAGGCGCUGGCCGUUCUGCUGACUAUCGUGUGGGGCACGGGAAGGGCCUCUGCGCUCGGCUGCCGUCGGCGUAGCGCCCAAGGAUUGUGUUUCUAAGGUCUGUGAGGGUUGCAGACCGUGUACCCCUUCCUGCUGGCAGCCCUGCCCCGGCAGAGGUUGGAGCUGGGUGGUCUUUAAGGUCCCUCCCGACCCAAGCACACUACGAUUCUAUUAUUUCACAGGGCUGCUUCUUGUUUCCUGAAGAUGCGUUAAGUUCUUGGUUCUUCCCCUGGUUUUCUGUUUCUUUGAAUUGCUGUGCUUGCUGUAGCAGACGUUGCUCAUCUGAGUUCUUACGUAAGUUACUAUGAGUACUACAGCAUCCAGGCAGCGCUCCAAGCUGGCGUUCCUGGGCCAGUGUGUUCUGAGUUACAGCGGCAUUGAGAGAGUGCAGUGGCAGCAGCAGCCUGCAGGCACCACAGCUGAAUCGCUGGCUCCACCUGGGCAGUCGCUCUUGCCUUGAAGAAGCUGAGCUACUGUCAGCGAUUAAAGGUGGUUAACAGACCCCGGUAGCAUAAGAACCAGAGCAGAUAGCUGUAACGUGCUAGAAACCAGACGUUUAACAAAAAUAUAGGUGAAUCCCGAGGAGAGCCAUUCUUACAAGAAGGGCCACAGCCAUCCUAGACACACAGGACUAAUUAGGCAUAGGUAGCUCUGAAAGUAAUGUCUCCUGUUUAUUUCCAUGGAAACUACUACAGGUGCGAAGAGCACAAUAACGCUAUUUGAUAGAGCACAUACUCAGCUACAAAUCGCCGUUUGAUUUUAACAAUCACUACUGUUAGCUGUGCCCUUUUGCCAUACAAAUAAGAAAUCAGUUCAUAAAAGUUACCUGUUAAUUUGUUAUAGGGAGGUGUAACUUCCAAGUGUAGCUGUGGUCUGCCAAGCUUCAGUGACGUGCUCAAAAGCAGAUGGGUGUGGAUGUGUUGAGGAUGGAGAACUGUCACCUGCUGCAGGGGUGCUGUUUGCUCAGUCUUCUUCCAUUUGCCCUUUGGUGUGGGCCAGAAGAGUGACGGAAAAAGCAUUGCUGGGCUUUGCACCAGUCUUGCAGCAAGGGUAGGGCUGAGUUCUGAGAGUGUUUAGUAACUCCUUUCACAGUUCCUUCUCUAUGUUUUACACUGGCCUUUUCUCUGUGAACUGAAGUAGGAAGAUGAGAUGGAGGACUUUGAGUGGAGUUUCAGUUCUUCUUUAUUAGAGGCAUGCUCCUUACAGUGACAGAGCACGCACAAGCAUAGGGGAUGACUGCCAUGUGUCAGAGAAGGAAGAGAGUUGUGGGCUUUUGUGUUCUUCCUAUUUUCUGUGCCUCAUGGGAGGAUGGUGUAUCUAAUGCUCCUGCUCCCAACCUCCUCUGCUCUGAUUGUACGAAGGCUUUUCCUUUUUAGAAACCCAAUUUUAAGUUUUUUGGAAGUUUAUUGGAGCCGUGACCUCGCUGAAGAUCUGAGCUCUUUGCAAUGAGAAUCAGAGGAACAUGUAACCAGAUCAACAGCUCAUACAGCUACUGUGUAACAUACUUUGUGUAUAUGAUUCAUGUAACAUGAAUAUUCCAGAAAUUGUCUCCGGAUCAUCAGCAUAACAUUCUGGAUUAUUAAUGUAAGCAGCACAAAAUCUCAAACAUUCAAACAUGAAUGUAGAUAUUGAGGAUGUGUAAGGACUUCUGCCUCUUUUCUCCACUUUAAUUGAGUAUUGCUGCAUGAAAUACUGUGCAAUUGCUACAGCUGUGUCCCUUUUUAUUAGAAAACAGUGUCUUCUGAUCAUUGGUCAUCAUACUUCAUAGGCACAGACAAUUCAGAUGAGUUAUUCCUUCUGAUGAACUGUUGUUUUUUCUCCAUUUAAUAGCUUUAUCCCUUUCUUCUACAGUUACAUAUGGGUGUUUUUUGUUGUUUCAUCUUGUCCAUUUUUUUAGGAGACUGAAUUCAUACUCACCUUGGAGGUUACAAUGGCAUUUUACAGCUCUAUUUUGCUUACAGCUGAAGGUUUGGAAACAAAACAGCAGAAGUUUAACAUGCGAGAUGAGCAGGGUUGAGUUUUGCAAGUAUUAAGACCAACAGAGAAGUCACACUUCAGACUGUCAUCCAAUAGGUGCUGUGUGUGAGAGAUAUCUGCUUUUGUCAACAAGUGGUGUGGAUCUGAUGGAACUGUAACAUCUGGGUCACUGAGUCAGUCUCUCUGCUGCUUUCCAGGAAGAACUGACCUAACCCAGGCCUUUUGUUCUUUAAAAAGUAUUGUAAUAGAAGAACAAGGAUUAAGCCCUGCUUAAGAAGAAAGGUAUUUCACUGGAUGCAGCUGCUCAUCUCUUUGCCCUGGGACUGUCAGUCUCACUGCCUCACAUGUGUUUUCUGGCUGCUGCGCUUUGUGAGCUCAAACAGCACUGCAUGAAGGGUGCCCUGCGAAUUCUGACUACAACCAGUGACUGCGCUGCAAGGUAGAAGAAAAUUCAGAUACAACAUGGAUCAAGGAGCUCCAGAAUCCCACCAUGAUUUCUAGAGAUGUACCUCAGCAGCUGGAAACAUCAAACAGACACCAAUCUGUCCUCCAGCUGAGCUCAUACACGCUCUCGGGAGAUGGUGACUGCGGUUUACUACAGAGCUCUAAGAAGCUCAGCCCACUGCAGUGGAUUUAACUCAUCUUCCCCUAUGCUCCUAUGUUAGGUUUGAUAUAAUCCGAAGGAUAUUGACUCGUUUUUUUGAUACUGAAGUUAUCAUGGUGAUGGGGAUUACAGACAUAGAUGACAAGAUCAUAAAAAGAGCCAAUGAGAUGAAUAUAUCGCCAGUAGCUCUUGCUCGUAUGUAUGAAGAAGACUUUAAACAAGAUAUGGCAUCAUUAAAGGUCCUUCCUCCGACAGUAUAUAUGAGAGUGACUGAAAACAUUCCUCAGAUAAUUUCCUUCAUAAAGACAAUAAUUGCUAACGGGCAGGCUUAUGCAACUUCACAAGGCAAUGUUUAUUUUGAUGUCAAGUCUUGGGGAGAAAGGUAUGGAGUAUUAACUGCUGUUUCUGCUGAUACACAAAGUGAAGCAGUUGAUACCGAUAAGCGGCACGGUAGAGAUUUUGCCCUGUGGAAAGCUGCCAAACCUCAAGAGUUAUCCUGGAGUUCUCCCUGGGGAAAGGGAAGACCUGGGUGGCACAUUGAAUGCUCCACGAUAUCAAGUGCAGUGUUUGGAAAGCAGCUGGACAUCCAUACCGGUGGGAUAGAUCUCGCAUUUCCUCAUCAUGAAAAUGAAAUUGCGCAGUGCGAGGUGUAUCAUCAGUGUGAGCAGUGGGGGAAUUAUUUUUUGCAUUCUGGGCAUUUACACGUUAAAGGAAGUCAAGAAAAAAUGUCUAAGUCGUUAAAAAACUACAUAACAAUCAAGGAAUUUCUGAAGAAAUUCUCCUCGGAUCAGUUCAGGAUGUUCUGUUUGCGCAGCAGAUACAGCUCAGCUGUAGAAUUUAGUGAUGAGACCAUGAAUGAUGCCAAGAACAUUCUCCAGGCAAUCUCCUCGUUUAUUAGAGAUGCAAAUGCUUAUAUAAAAGGACAGCUGGUGUGUGACCCUGUUAGAGAAGAUGUACUGUGGGAAAGGCUGGCCAGCACAAAGGUAAACGUGAAGGCUGCAUUUGCAGAUGACUUUGACACCUCCAGGGCUGUUGCAGCAAUUAUGGACCUCAUUCACCAUGGCAACAGACAGCUUAAGGCUGUUACUAAGGAUGUUGGAUCUCCCAGAAGCUCGGUUGUGUACGGGAGCAUUACUUCCUAUAUAGAAAGCUUCUUUAAUGCCCUCGGGAUGUCCUUUGAAGAAAGGCAGGUGGCAGUGGGAGGAAGAAAUACAGCUCUGCUCUCCAAUGUGAUGGAUGAGCUCGUGAGCUUCCGCACAAAGGUUCGUAACUAUGCUCUUGUGCUGCCGGAAGCCACAGAGACUGUGCAAAUGGAGGAAGGUGCCGUGGGAGCAAAAGGACCAAAACAAGGACAGAAAGAGAAGAGACGGCAGUUGAUGCAGGAGAGAAAACCCCUCUUGGAGGCCUGCGACAGCCUGCGUGGGGACCUGGCUGCCUUUGGAAUCCACAUCAAGGUAAAAGACAGCUGCUCCCCGCGUGAGAUGGGCCUUGGUUUGUCAGGCAGCAUCCGGUUGUGCCCUUUCACAGCUCCCAUUGCCGUGCUACAGCAGCAGUAGCAGGAGGCAGCUAAUGGCCUGUCCUGAUCCUCAGCCUUGUGUCCCCGUGCAAGCUGUAGCUCCUUCUGCAGCUGCCAAGGGAGUGUUGUUCUGCCGCUGAAAAUCCCAUUGUGUUCAGAAAUCCUGAAAUUGUCCCAGUUCCAUACAGCAGAAGGGCUGGGAGCGAUGUGUGCUGUUUUAAAAAGACUGAAGAGGAACAGGAAAGUAAACUGAGGUGACUGGUGGAAAUAUUGCCUCUACCUACACACCCAUAUCAAAAGGGUAGGUCCUCACCGGAGGGUCUGUUCCUCACUCUUGAGUUGUACAUACUUUCCCUGGUUCCUGUACCACUUCUCUCUCCGUGGUGCAUUCUGUUCUUAGUCUGUUCCUAAUACCAGUCUUCUCCUUUUGCAUUACCCUGACUGUGCUCAAGAGAAGUCCCCUAAUUGGGUUGCUACCUCCUCCUGGUUUCAAGAUGCUGCAUUGCUGCUUCAGGGGGUGCUGCUGCUUCCAGCUCUGUUCUCACCUCAGCUUCAGGCUUUUUAUAUGCAGAAUCGUGCCUGCUUUGCUCAGCAGUUCACUCUGCUCCUUGCACGUGAGCCGUGCUCAGUGUCCUUGUGUUGUUUUACCACUGGGCAGGUACAAAGCAGGAUCACGUCAGGGGGUGACCACAGGCAUCCCUGGUAAUUGCUGAGCGUGAGAGGCAAUGUCAGUGCUGCCAUUAAAAGCAGGCGGGAGCUGUGGUCAGCUCAGGAUCUCAGAUGGAAGCCAGCGUGCUGCUAAGUGCUGGGCUGAGGGACAGAGCACCCCGGUGCUGAACUGCAGCUGUGAAAGCAGAGGAAGCCGUGGGAAGCUGGAAUAUUUGCUUCCCUGUAUGUCCACGACUGCCUUCUGCUCAACCUCCAUUCUGUAGGGCUCUUCCGAGACUGCUGGAGGUGCAGCACAAGGGGUUCCUCUGUGUGCUGAAACUGACCCAGCACCCCUUGAGGGGUUUGGGCAGGCAGGGAGGGCUCAGCUGCUGCAGGCUGUAGUAGCAGCUCAGAGGGUGCUUAUAAGUGAAUUCAGUGAAAGUCAGAUUUGAAGAAAGGGCGAUUUCUUCAACUGAUCGAGUUUAUGACAUCUGCAUGCUGUCUUUCAUGUCGCUCAGUGCACGUGAGGUUUGUCUGAAUUACAGAGCUUCAAGCAACCAGAUGGAAAUAUCCAUCAACCUACUGCUACCAAGGGCGUUCCUGGGGGAUGGCAACCACCACCUCUGUUCCCUGUUUGAUUAAUGGCUUUGCUGCACAAGGGCGAUGUAGUAAAAUAAAUAAGGAAAUAAAUUUGAACCCUCUCAGAACUGCACAUGGUGCAUUGUGUGGCACCCAGACCCAGUGUGAGGCAGAUACAGACCCUUUGUGAUCCCAGCUGCUAGGCCUGACCCACUGCUUGUUCUUGCAGGACAGAAGCACAGCUUCGACGUGGGAAAUGGCAGAAGGUGGGCGAGCAGAGCAGCAGGCUGAGGAGAAAAGCUGAGCCUUCAACGCUGGGCUUGUGCUUUAACUGCUGUGUUGUGAAUACUGCUGCUAUCCUAAUAAAGUAGAAGGCGUCAUCUUUUCA